Molecule: messenger RNA, 1281 nt
Organism: Chilo suppressalis (striped riceborer)
Lineage: Eukaryota; Metazoa; Arthropoda; Insecta; Lepidoptera; Crambidae
Source: the annotation of a GenBank genome assembly
AUGAAGGCGGCCUUCUGGACCUGGAUCGCUUGGACGUUUUGUGCUGUACUGACGACGGUGAGUGGGAAUGUGUCCCAGCCUGACAGCUUGAAGCUGGUGUGGCUCGCGAACAGCUCACUCGCCUGCAACGACGGCACUCCUGCUGGGUACUACAUUCGUCGGGGCAGCAACACUGGUCAUUGGGUAGUGUACCUCGAGGGUGGCGGAUACUGCUGGGAUACGGCUUCAUGCAGUGCAAGAUGGCAUCGAAGACCCGCGCUCAUGUCUUCCUCACGCUGGCCUCGCACUCGCCGCGCCCCAGCACUUCUCUCCGCUGAUCCUGUUGCCAAUCCACUUUGGCAUGAUUCCACACACGUGCUCCUACCAUAUUGCUCCAGUGAUAUGUGGGCUGGCACACGCAUCCGACGCAACGCAUCCUUCGUAUUUGCUGGUCGUCUCAUCGUGAGGACAGUUCUUCUUGACUUACUCCGUCUAGGACUUUCCAGCCGUCUUCUACUAGUCGGUUCGAGCGCAGGCGGCACAGGAGUAAUGCUCCACGCUGAUUCAGCAAGACGUCUAUUACGUCAUCACGGCGUUCGGGUUGCAGUUUUAUCGGAUUCUGGCUGGUUUUUGGACAGACCGGCCCGCGCUCGGCGAGUCCCUGCCGAAACUGUUGCAAAAUUAGGACACGCAUUCUGGCGAGGCGCUCCACCGAGUUCUUGCGUACGAAAGUAUCCUUCGAAGCCAUGGAUGUGCUACUUCGGUUACCAUCUCUACCCGCACAUAAAAACACCGUUGUUUGUAUUCCAAUAUUUGUUCGAUUCAGCGCAAUUGGCAGCCGAAGGAGUGCGCGCCCCGAGGACGCGAGCUCAGUGGAAUGCAGUGCACGAAACAGGUGCAGCACUUCGUGCCAGCUUGAAAGGAGUACGGGCGACAUUUGCCCCAGCUUGUUUAGCACAUGGUGCGCUCGCUCGACCGGAAUGGCUUGCUAUAAAUGUGUCAGGGGUGUCCCUCCCCCGGGCCAUUAGUUGUUGGGAGCGUCGUCUUGGAGGAACUAUGAGACAAGAAAAAGGAGGAUGCGCGCCGCGUAGACUUAUUGAGAGGUGUUCCUGGCCACAAUGUAAUGGCUCAUGUCCUCGAUUACGUGAUCCGAGAACGGGUGAAGAAGUUGCUUUGGCGACUUUAUUACAGAGCUUCGGCCUCGACGUUAACGGUGCGGCCGCUGCUAUGGGACUGGAUGCGCGUGCCCUGUCUAGGAUGAGUCGUGCGGAACUACUGCCUCUGUUAGCUCCACAUACGUGA